Messenger RNA from Sphaeramia orbicularis (orbiculate cardinalfish), 1903 nucleotides. RefSeq names its product delta like non-canonical Notch ligand 1 (gene dlk1). NCBI's taxonomy places the organism in Eukaryota, Metazoa, Chordata, Actinopteri, Kurtiformes, Apogonidae. Gene Ontology annotation, biological process: heterophilic cell-cell adhesion; establishment or maintenance of epithelial cell apical/basal polarity. Gene Ontology annotation, molecular function: calcium ion binding. Bases 153 to 1331 code for a protein of 392 amino acids. The record is from RefSeq and is a predicted model, not a curated record. Gene Ontology annotation, cellular component: plasma membrane; protein-containing complex. The transcript is spliced from 7 exons.
CCAAACCUGGAGUAGCAGUCCGACGGAUCAGCCGUUCACCUGUGGUAUUGGAUUAAAAAAAAAAAAAAAAAAGUCAUCUGAAUUAAAUAUGACCGAAGCCAUAUGGAAACCCGGAGCCACAUAGGACAAAGAGAAUCUUGCUCGAAAUUACGAUGCAUCUCACAGCAGUGGUCUUAAUUCUGGUCGUGACCGGCAUAGCCAAAGGUUGGGAAUGCAGUGCAAGGUGCAACACAGAAAAUGGGUUUUGUGAAAAGCCUGGGAAGUGCAGGUGUAAACCAGGGUGGCAAGGAGAGAACUGUGACCAGUGCGUGCCCUUCCCUGGAUGUCUGCACGGCACAUGUGAGAAGGCCUGGCAGUGUCUCUGUGAGGACGGAUGGGUGGGCAGCCUCUGUGAUCAAGAUACUCGUCUGUGCUCAGCCAGGCCUUGUUCUGCCAACGCCACCUGCAUCGAUACUGGAGAGGGGGGGUACCUGUGCAUCUGUCCCCAUGGAUACACUGGUGAUUACUGCCACCUGAAGAGAGGACUCUGUCUCGCAGACAGAUCUCCUUGUCAGAACGGAGGCACAUGUUUGGCCGUCGAUGGUUCCGCCGCCUACUCGUCCUGCGUGUGUCCCCCUGGAUUUUCUGGCGACUACUGCGAGAUCAACAUUGACAGCUGCCAGCCUAACCCCUGCCUCAACGGUGGCAACUGUACAAACCACGGCCUGGCCUUCACUUGCGUGUGUCCGCAAAACUUCACCGGAUUCACCUGUAACGACACAUCUAGCCUGUCUCCGUGUGCCGGCAGGCCCUGCGCCAACGGAGGAACAUGUGUGGGCCAACCUGACGGAACCUUCCGCUGCGUUUGCCAGAAAUGGUUUACGGGCCCCACAUGCUCCGUGCAGCACAGAUCGAAGGCCAGGUCCAAACAGGUCAGCGCCAGACCGGUGGACCACAGAGUGUUUGCACUGACUCCUCAACAUUACUCCCUCCCCGCUCACGCCUUCCACAAGCUCUUACGACCGCCCGAUAGAGAUCUGCUCAAGAUCACGCUAAAGGAGACCGUCCACUCCCCUGGCGUCCUCGUCACCCACGGUCAGCUCGUCUGUUUCGGCAUGCUGGCCCUGCUUACCUGUCUGGUCAUCCUGGGCACUACGGGUAUUGUGUUUUUUGGCCGUUGCGAGACCUGGCUGGCUAAUGCCAAGUAUAGCCAGCUUGUUCGACAGCAGAGAGAACACCUGCUGAGAGAGACGGGCGGCUCGAGCCAGGAGGAGCCGGAGCACUCGGUAAACAUCAUCCUGCCGGAGAAGAUUAGACUCACAAGCUUUGGGAGACACUACACCUCCAUCUGAUUAAAUCGUCUGUCCCUCGAGCUCUUUCCCUCUGGAAGGAGUUUAAUAUGAAUGUCUAAAAAUAGAAACAAAUGGCAUACUGUGACUGUGGUGCAGUUGUGUUGAGGACGUGUUGUGUUGAGGUGCUGGAAGACGUUUGAAUAUGUCUGAAUGUACCGCAUAGACCAGGGGUAGACCAGUGACGAAGGAUUGUAGAUGUAGCCUACUUUCAAUCCUCCAGCUGCAGAUGUGUUCAGUUCUGAUGUAAAAUGAUGUCAUCACGUUGUAUUUAUUAAAUUCAUCUUUGCAUAGGGUUGAUAUUACAACAAAUGAAACGUGGAGUUGUUUUAAAGGCAAACACUAGACCAUGUUUCAGUAGGCUGUUAGUUCUAAAAUGAUUUAUUUACAUCAGUAGUUAUGUAAUCGUUCUGCAUUCUGCAAUUAUGCAGAAUAUUUCCCAUAUGAUUAUUAAAGGUUUAAUAUGUAAGACUCAUUUGUGGUGCUUGUUUGGUGCUGGGAGCAAGUUGUUUGUAGACGUUAGGCUAAGCUAACAUUAGCAAGCGUUAUACAGUCGAAGAGAGACAACAACUCAG